This is a messenger RNA of Fusarium coffeatum, 390 nucleotides long. RefSeq lists its product as uncharacterized. Bases 1 to 390 code for a protein of 129 amino acids. NCBI's taxonomy places the organism in Eukaryota, Fungi, Ascomycota, Sordariomycetes, Hypocreales, Nectriaceae. The record is from RefSeq and is a predicted model, not a curated record. The transcript has 2 exons.
AUGUCUGCACAGGAUGCGGUGUUCGCUCGAGUUCAAGUCCAUGCCGCCGUUGUUAUACACCUGUAUGUAUUGGCUGUGGAGAAGUUUAUUCGAGCAGGAAUCGAUGCGCGCACUGAGGUUCAACCAGUGACAGCCAUCCUAUCUGAGCCUUCAGACGACCAAAAUUACCUGAUCCUGCGUUUCUUACCCUAUACGAGUUCGUCUUCAUCACAUGUCCUGGUCCAACAUGGUCUUGAACUGCUCCCAGUCUACAACAACACCAACACUGAAAAGAUGCCAGAUCUUGGAGGAAAGAUCAAGCUCUUUGAAACCGGCCCACGCGCCGUCGAAGCGACUGAUGUGCCAAUGGACCCAGACUCAAAUUGCCCACGCGGAUGCCAGAAAGCCUGA